AACGAGUUAUAAACUCAUAAACGAAACUCUGGAGAGAGAAAGGCCUCAAACGAGUACGUAAAUUUUCUGCCUUUCUAGAGAGAGAAACAGUGCUAUUUCGGGUCCAAUCCAAAUACUCCUAAGAGGAAACACAGCAAAAUAGUAGAAGAAACAGCUGUAGAAGAAAUGAGGAGGAUUGCUCCAAUCAAUUGGGUCAACAAUCUCCAUGGAUAAGCCACACUAGCAUAGCACCUAAAAUAUUCCAGAUAUAAAGAGAGGGAGAGGGAGAGAGAUUUGGGAAGAGAAAUUGGGGAAAAUGGUUCAUGGAUGGAGGAGAGUAUUUUGCACAUCGGUUUCCAAGGAUUCAGAUUCGAAGGAUCCCAACAGAAACAGAGAGAAGCAAGAAGAGCAAACCACCACGCCUCGAUUCGGUUCCAGAUUCAGAUUCUUUUCAAAUCCAUCCACACCUCGAUUACACACUCAGUCCGCCCCGAGCCCCACCACCCUCCGCUGCCGAACCACCGCCACAACCCUUCCCACCCCACCGGACAGCCCCAAGCUCCAAUGCAAAACAGCAAAAAACAGCCCCAGGUUCUUCUUCAGCCGCUCCUCCACCCCAUCCUCUCCUCGCUCCCCCUCCACUCUCUCUCUCCUCAAAUCCACCUUACGCAUCUCCAGAGUUAAGUGCGGGAUAUGUUUGCAGAGCGUGAAGACGGGUCAGGGUCGGGCCAUCUUCACGGCGGAGUGCUCCCAUGGGUUCCACUUCCCGUGCAUCGCUUCUCUCUUGAAGAAUCACCAAGGGGGCGGUGCUCUGGUGUGCCCGGUAUGCGGCUGCAACUGGAAGGAGUUGCCCAUACUGACCUCCCACCAAAACAACAGCCAGCUCAAUAAACCAGAUCUCCAGGAGAAGAACCAGGAAUCAGCUGUCGUGGAUGCGAGAACGAAUAGUAAUAGUAACAAUAACGAAAGGAAGCAGCAGUCUACAAGGCCUGAUUCGAAUUUGAAGGUUUACAACGAUGAUGAGCCCUUGAUGUCGCCGAAAUCGGCCACUCGGUUUUAUCCUAUACCCGAGUCUGAUGAGAACGAGGAGGAUAUCAAUGAGGCUGGCAAUGACAGUGAGAAUAUCGGGGCCGAGGAGUUCCGAGGAUUCUUCGUGAACCCGAUUGCCAGUAGUCCGGUGAAGCAACGGCCGGGCAUUGUGGAAGUCGUGUUGUCGCCGGACGCGGCGGUGGUGUCCGUGGGGCGGAGCCAUGAGACGUACGCCGCCGUUCUGAAGGUGAGGGCUCCGCCGAGGAACGCGAGGCAGCGCGUCCCGAUUGAUCUGGUGGCGGUUCUCGACGUCGGCGGCCGCAUGUCGGCGGAGAAAGUCCAUGUGCUAAAGAGGGCGAUGCGGCUGGUGGUUUCUUCUCUUUCGUCGACGGAUCGUUUGUCUAUCGUAGCGUUCGCCACCACGUCGAAACGGCUGUUGCCGCUGCGACGGAUGACGGCGAACGGCCGCGUCUCGGCGCGCCGCAUCGUCGACGCAAUCGUUUCCACGCAAGGCGAAACAAUCGCGUCCAGCGCGAGCGACGCUGUCAAGAAGGCCGCGAAGGUUCUGGAAGAUCGACGGGAGAGGAAUCCCGUGGCUAGCAUACUGGUCUUGUCAGAAUCCCACAACGAACGGACCUCCACGAGCGUGAAAUCGAUCACCACGCGCUUCGCCCACCUCGAGAUUCCAGUACACUCGGUCGAAUUCGGCCAGGGCAGCAGCGGCGCGUACAACCACGCUCCUUCAGACGACGCCUUCGCCAAAUGCGUCGACGGUCUAUUGAGCGUCGUCGUUCAAGAUCUCCGUCUCCAGCUAGGUUUCCUCUCCGGUUCGUCGCCCGGGGAAAUAUCAGCGGUUUAUUCGAUGUCAAGCCGGCCGUCGUCUAUCGAGCCCGGUUCGAUCCGGAUAGGGGAUUUAUACGGUGAGGAGGAGAGGGAGUUCUUGAUGGAAUUAAAAGUCCCAUCGUCUUCUAACAGGGCCCACCACAUCCUGUCCGUCCGAUGCUGCCACAAGGAUCCGUCAACUCAGGAGCUCGUAUACUCCAGAGACUUGCCCUUACUAGUACCACGUCCCCACUCCGUUCGAUCGUCAUCAACUCCUCCAUCAAUCGAACGGCUGAGGAGCCUGUUCUUCACCACCCGGGCCGUGGCUGAAUCUCGGCUUUUAAUCGAGCGCAACAAUUAUACAGCGGCGCAUCACAUGCUCACGUCGGCUCGGGCUUUAUUAGUGCAGUCGAGAUCGGCUUCCGCGGACGAGUUUAUUCGAGCGUUGGACGGGGAGCUAACGGAGCUGCAGUGGAGGCGGCAGAAGCUGACGGCGACGCAGACGGAGGUGGAGGUGCAGCGGCGGAGGGGGAACGUGACGGAGAGGGAGGCGGCGGUUUUCUUGGACGAGAAGGGCGAGCCGCUGACGCCGACUUCGGCUUGGAGAGCGGCUGAGAGGCUGGCUAAGGUGGCGAUCAUGAGGAAGUCGGUGAAUAGGGUUAGCGACUUGCACGGCUUCGAAAACGCCAGAUUCUGAAAUAUUUAGUAUUAAAUUCCAAUUCGGAGGUUUUUUGUUUUGUUUUCAAGGUAUACGGAAAAAAGGAAAAAUUAGGAUUAAUGUUGUAAAAAAAUAGAAUAAAAUAAGUCAAGUAAUCAGAUAAAGGUAGGGCCCAGGGGGUGUAAUAGCGACAAGCAGUACCCGACGGCUCGGGCCUUUUUCUGCAGAGGUAGACAGUACUUUAGCUAGCGAGAGAGUGUGAGGAGAGAGAGAGAAGAGAGAGAGAGAGUGGGGUAGGGAACCCCCACACUAUGAUUGAUUGAUUGGUCAGUGAGGUGGUUGUGUUAUUUGUCUUUAUUGUUGUUGUUCUAGUGGAAUUUUUAGUACGUACAAUUUUGUAA
Messenger RNA from Rhododendron vialii, 2889 nucleotides. Its product is annotated as E3 ubiquitin-protein ligase WAV3-like. Bases 296 to 2527 code for a protein of 743 amino acids. The record is from RefSeq and is a predicted model, not a curated record. The transcript has 2 exons. Lineage: Eukaryota; Viridiplantae; Streptophyta; Magnoliopsida; Ericales; Ericaceae.